This is a messenger RNA of Recurvomyces mirabilis, 1146 nucleotides long. It is a transcript of the gene MNN9, whose product is annotated as Golgi mannosyltransferase complex subunit. The record is from RefSeq and is a predicted model, not a curated record. Gene Ontology annotation, cellular component: mannan polymerase complex. Gene Ontology annotation, molecular function: alpha-1,6-mannosyltransferase activity. Gene Ontology annotation, biological process: cell wall mannoprotein biosynthetic process; protein N-linked glycosylation. NCBI's taxonomy places the organism in Eukaryota, Fungi, Ascomycota, Dothideomycetes, Mycosphaerellales, Teratosphaeriaceae. The transcript is spliced from 3 exons. The coding region runs from base 1 to 1146 and encodes 381 amino acids.
AUGGCCGUCACCCGCUCCCUCCGCCGAAACAACACCAUCACCUACGUCCUCGCCGGCGGUCUCUGUCUCUUCUUCCUCUACUUCUUCUUCGGCGACACCACUUCGAUACCACAAUUACCGGCCUACGCAGCUGGCGCCGCGAGACAUGUCCUCAAGAGUAAAGACGCCGCGCCCAAUGAACUUUCGCCUCCUUCAUUACCCUUCCGGAAACCGGCGAAGUUGGCUGAGGGAGAGCGAGCAGCGCCCCCGCCGGUAGUGCAUUACCACAUGAAUAAUGUGACCAUCACCAGUGAUCCUGUGGGAAACAGGGAGAGCAUACUCAUCCUAACGCCCUUGGCAAGAUUUUACGACGAGUAUUGGGAUAAUCUAGUGAAGCUCUCCUUCCCACACGACUUGAUAUCUCUGGGUUUCAUCAUACCCAAAGGACGAGAAGGAAAUCUGGCGACACAGCAAUUACAGGCUCGGAUAGAGAAGACACAGGCGCCUACGAACAAGAACCGUUUCGCUUCGAUCACGAUCUUAAGGCAGGAUGAGGAGCCUACGAUCUUGCAGGAUGAGAAGGACAGACAUGCCUUGUCCGCGCAGAAGGAAAGAAGAGCAGCCAUGAGCAGGGCGCGGAAUGCCCUCCUAUUUACCACCCUCGGCCCAACCACGUCCUGGGUAUUGUGGCUGGAUAGCGAUAUCAUCGAGACACCACCUAGUCUGAUCCAGGACCUGGCUAGUCAUGAUAAGCCUCUGAUUGUACCGAAUUGCUUUCAGCGGUAUCAUAACAAGGACAAAGACGCCAUGGAUGUGCGGCCUUAUGAUUUCAAUUCUUGGGUUGACUCGCCGACCGCGAAGGAGUUGGCGGGGAAGAUGGGGCCGGAGGAGAUUAUCUUGGAGGGUUAUGCGGAGAUGGCAACGUAUAGGAGUCUGAUGGCUUAUAUGGCUGAUCAGCAUGGCGAUGCGAGAACGGAAGUCGAUCUUGAUGGUGUGGGUGGGACGGCGCUUUUGGUAAAGGCAUAUGUGCAUCGCGACGGAGCUAUGUUCCCUCCAUUCCCGUUCUAUCAUCUCAUCGAAACGGAAGGGUUUGCGCGUAUGGCAGCGAGACUGGGGUGGAAGGCCACUGGUCUGCCGAACUACUUUGUGUAUCAUUACAAUGAGUAG